Zonotrichia albicollis (white-throated sparrow) is the source of this 4435-nucleotide messenger RNA. The record is from RefSeq and is a predicted model, not a curated record. Lineage: Eukaryota; Metazoa; Chordata; Aves; Passeriformes; Passerellidae.
AGGAAGCCCUCACUAUUCAGUGGAGUUCUUCCACAGGAAGGUAGUGAGCCUCUGUUUCCUUCUCUCUCCCUGCCCCGACUACCUUGAGGUGCUGUUGUGACCCCAGAGCCACAGCUACCUGAUCUGUGCCUCCAUAUCUGAAAUACCAAGUGGGCCCCAAGUGUCUUGUUACUGCUUUUGAUUGUCCUUGCUACUCAGCAUUAAGACCUGUGAGGAGUGAUUUCCAGCUGAGACCAGCCCCGUGCAGCUCACAUCAGCAUGUCUUGGGGAGAGGAGUUGGUUUUGGCUAAUCUGAGCUAAACCUUCCCUGGAGGAGUGCAGCUGCUGCCCCAGCCACGCAAAGCCACUUUCUCCUCUCCCCAUCUGUCAGGGUUCUCAGAGAGGUACUGGAGCCGUCCCUGGGCAUCACGCAGCACAUGCCUCCCCCUGUGUCAAGACCCCUUCCUCCAGGGGACCUGGCCCAGUCUGAACAGGAGGAACAAUGCUGUAAACCAAAGGUUUUUUGGAGUAAACUUUGUUCCUGCAAAGUCUGGAGGCAUAAAACAAUUGAUAGCGCUUUUGAAUACACAAAGCUUACAAGCAAUCUGCUGCCUUAGGUCUUUCCCCACGUGAGCAUCCCCCACCAGUCUCUGCAGCACAGCACCCCAUGUGAAUGGGCACCCUUGAAGUUGCAGCAAGUCCUUUCUUGUGGACAGUGCAAUUGUCUCACAAGAAGUGUGAAAGGAGGAAGCUGCCUAAAGAGAAGUGGAGACCUCUCAGCCACAGGAGUUUUUAUGAGUCAGAUGCUGCUCAGCUGUUGCAUUGCAGAUGUCUUAGCUAAAAACAAGCAUUCAUUGAAAAUCAAAGACUCUUCGUGAAUAUAGGCGGCAGGAGCCUCCCACAAAACGUGGUUUUUCUUCUUCAAAAGGCUCUCCUUAGAUUUGCCUACAAUAGAUUACUUAAAGCUUGCCUGCACUGUGAAGCUGAUUCAGAGCCAGCAUGGUGUGGAUCUGAAAUGGUCCAGCUGUUCGGGACGAAUUCGCCGUCUGGUUGUCCUCACUCUGUGAAUGUGAGUGCCUUCCUCUGGAGUGACCUAGUGGAGAAGUUGGCUGUGGAGGGCCAUUUUAUGGAGUCAGUGGUACAGUACAGCCUUUGCUCUAUACUGACUACUCAUGAGUAUACUGGUUUUCUGUGUUGAAGGCAGAACAGGCGAUCCCCCACGUUGUGGAAGGUGACAAAGUUCGUUGUAAAUGCGAGCGAUAUUUUACAGCCAUCAGGAAGCAAAGCUCUGUGUGUUAAAGUGCUUGUGGUCUGGUCUUUGGACACCCGCUGGUAGGGCUGACACCAUCGUUGUAGGACAGAGAAGUCAGUCCUGGUGUGGGGUGGAGUCUGACCAAAAAGCAGAAGAGCUCGUGUCUGCCAGGAACUGCUUGCCAAAUGCAGUGUGUGUACAUCUCGCCUGUCCCUUGGCAAACAGGAGGGCAUCGACCAGCUGCCCUGGCAUGAAAAUACCUGCCAAACCCCCACCUCCUGUGCCUUCUGCAUCUUUGGGUCUGGGUGCGUGCUUGCCGCCUUUGACCUCCCCAUCAUGAUCCCAAAUCCAAAAGUCAUCUUCCUGUUUCUUUGGUUGCUUCAGUGUGGAGGAGGAAAUGUCGAUGUACUGCAGAAACCUCCAAUCCAGGUUGCCUUGCUCAAGGAAGAAAUAUCCAUCCCCUGUAAAGUCAUCUUCCCUUACAUGCCGAAAUACACCAAAUUUUCAAUCUCCUAUUACUGGAUUAAUUCACUGGAUCAGAAGACAUUUAUCUAUAGUAGGGUGGAAAACAUAGCCAUUCCUUCUGGAGAAGAGAAUAAGACUGCUGCCUUAGCUUAUGACCACAGAAUCAUGCCACUUGAAAACACCUCCUCUACUGGCACAUACUACUGCGAGGUCAAAUGGAAUGAUAUCAAAAAAAUGGGAAAGGGAGUGUUUGUUCUUAUUAGAGAUACAGGAUACAUAAAUACCUCUUACAGCUGGGAAAUCCUCGUUACCCUUACUGUUCUUCUGGCUGUAUUGAGCAUCACUGCAACUGCUCUGCUUCUAUGGAAAAGAAAGGUGUUGUGCCCUAGAAGGAACCAGCCAAAUAUCCUGAGACAGAAGGCAGAAACACAGCUGCCUUCAGCCAGCCCACCACCACUACCACCUCCUGUCUAUGAUAAAAGGAGCCUGGAUGUGCAGCAAGUUGAUGUCUAUUCUAGCCUCGAGAACAACACAAACAACCCAUCACACAGAAAGAAUCCUCCAGGGAAGACACCUAAGAAGCAAGAAAGUCUAGAAGAAUCCUCUGAUACGUUGUAUGAGAAUAUUUAACAGGGAAGAUACCUGACGCUAUGUGGACCAGACAUCUCUCUGUAUAGCAGAGCUACUCUCUUACAUCCCUGAUGAGAUGCAGAUACAUGGAGAGAUCCACACUGACUUCAGAGCACAACCUCUAGGGAAUUGUGAACCCCUUGCCCCUUCUAAACUGCCCUUCAUUAACAACAGAAUGUAUCUGUUGAAAUCCCUCGGGGCUCGGUCUGCAUUGAUGCAGCAAAGCUAUUUUGCAGCAAAGCUGUUUGCUGCAAAAGAAAAGCUGCUUUUGUCAAGCACUUAUCUUGGGAAUGGGCAAUCUGUGAAGGUUUCUCUCACCUGCCCCGGCUGAAAUACUUAACUGUUGAUCCUCUGCAAGUGGUAGGACAAUCCGGAGAUUUCCCUGCGUGCUGGCUUGAUGUUCCCGACCUGCAGCCGCCCAUCUGAUCCUGUGCUUGUGGCUUUGCUGAAACAGCCAUCAGGACCUCAUGCAUAGUUUAAUCAGAUCCAAGCAUCCACCUGCCCAUUUCCCUUUCUCAGGAACCCCACAGCAAACACGCUUUCUCAUAAUCUGCUAAUCCUAUCAAGUAGUCACAGAUGCCUGCUGCGACCUUAGUGGGGCGACUCAAAUCAGUGCCUCUAAGAAAAUGCUUCCCCUUCAGCAGUAUCAGCAGUGAGGACUGGAUGCACUGGUGGAGAUAAAGGUGGAGAAAAGGAACACAGAGAAAUAUCCCUUCCUGACAACAUGUCUCAGUGACAGUGCCCAUUCCAGAACAAGAAAGAGGUUCAAGGAGGGGGGAACGUGAGGAAACUCCCUUGCUGGGGCUGCAUAAGCCAGGCGGGUCUGGGGCCAGGCUCCAGCCUGCAGAAGUCCUAGGGGAGCUCCCCAGUUUCCUUUUCUUCUUGGCAGUGGGCAUUGUUAUCGUUUGGGAUUUUGAGCCUCUGUGGGAGCAGGCAUGGUACCUCUGCCCCACCAAAACCAAUCCAUUGGCCUUUGUUUCAGCUGGCUGUUGUAGAGAGUAUAAAGCUCCUUUACCCCUCCACCAUACAUUAUUGCCAAGGAGAUCAGUUCUGAAACCUAGAACGACUGGAAGAAGGAGGAGGGAGGCCUUAGAAGUGAAUUUGCUGUCCAAGUUCUUUCUCCCCUGUCAGCUGGAACUUGCCUACCGUUUGUGUUGGUGCAUAUUCUGGUUCUGAUAGGGAAGGAGUUACAUUAAAUAGCUGUAGAACAUGAUCAAACCAGCAGAUCAAAAAGCUGAGGCUGUUUUAUCUCAUAUUAAAAAACAACAACGAAAUAACAACCAAACAAAACCAACCCAAAAUAAGAAUAUGCAGCAUAACUUGAGAGGAAUUGUAGAAACCUCUUUAAAGAAGAAGAUCAAAUUAAAAUUGAGCUCCAGGGUCAUAGGACCCUCUCUAGCUGAAGAUAAUGUUGCUAUGUAUUAGAGAUAGAGGCUGUGGAAAAUGUCUCCGGGGCCUCCAACCUUCCUAUACCAUGUUUAAAGAGAUAAUCCGCUUAUUGCUUUGCUCUUUUUAUUAGAAAAGAUUUCAAACAUGCAAUUUGGACUUUCUUUAACCACAGAAAAAUGUUUUUUCUCUUCCCAGUGCUGAGGAAUUCAUUUCAGAAAAGGCAAUGAAUGGACAGCAUGUCUUAUUAGAUCCAUUUAUAAUUUGUUAAGUGAUCACAACAAUUAUAAAUAUUUUUGAAGUAAAACAUUUUACAUUUUACUAAUAUGACCAGGAAAUAUUUGUGUUCACAGAAGAAUUUACAGAGGAUUGUACAUGUAUAACAAUUCCUUUCCUUAACAAAUUUGAAGAAAUGAUGAGAUGAAUUAUAAAUAUGUUGCAGUGUGGCAAUAAAAUAUUCAGCAGAUGCUGGUGGAUUAGAUGAAAAGUAAAAACUUUCAAAAUAAUGAUGGUUAGGUUUUGUGUUUUGUUUUUUAAAUUUUAUAAGUGUUAAAAAUACUGGAUGCUACUGGAAAUUUCCUGGCAAGGAUCUCUCUUUGCAGUGAGUUGAUUUGUCUUGUGUUUCUGUUACCUUUUAAAGUAACAUGUUUCUUACAUUUAUGCCUGAACAAUUCUAUAUUAAAAAGCUGAAGCUGUUUAAAAUAAAACAUAAGAGAAAGAACA